Messenger RNA from Epinephelus moara (kelp grouper), 1719 nucleotides. RefSeq names its product tripartite motif-containing protein 16-like. The record is from RefSeq and is a predicted model, not a curated record. The transcript has a single exon. Lineage: Eukaryota; Metazoa; Chordata; Actinopteri; Perciformes; Serranidae. Gene Ontology annotation, molecular function: zinc ion binding; protein binding. The coding region runs from base 16 to 1704 and encodes 562 amino acids.
GCACUGAGAGGUGAAAUGGCGCAGCAGGGAGUUCAGCUGGACCCAAAAAGAAUCUCUUGUCCUAUCUGUGUGGAUCUACUGAAGGAUCCGGGGACUCUUCCCUGUGGACACAGCUACUGCAUCAACUGUAUUCAAAGCUUCUGGGAUGGAGAGGAUGAGAGGGGAAUCUACAGCUGCCCUCAGUGUAGGCAGAGAUUCACACCGAGGCCUGUCCUGAUGAAAAGCACCAUGUUAGCAGAUUUGGUGGAGGAACUGAAGAAGACUGGACUCCAAGCUGCUCCUGCUGAUCACUGCUAUGCUGGAGCUGAAGAUGUGGCCUGUGAUGUCUGCACUGGGAGGAAACUGAAAGCCUUCAAGUCCUGUCUGCAGUGUGUGGCCUCUUACUGUGAGAAACACCUCCAGCCUCAUCGUGACUCGGCUCCAUUACAGAAACACAAGCUGGUGGAGCCCUCCAAGAAGCUGCAGGAGAACAUCUGCUCUCGUCAUGAUGAGGUGAUGAAGAUGUUCUGCCGCACUGAUCAGCAGUGUAUCUGUUAUCUCUGCUCUGUGGAUGAACAUAAAGGCCACGACACAGUGUCAGCUGCAGCAGAAAGGACUGAGAGGCAGAGAGAGCUGGAGGGGAGUCGACAAAACAUCCAGCAGAGAAUCCAGGACACAGAGAAAGAUGUGAAGCUGCUCCAACAGGAGGUGGAGGCUAUCAGUCGCUCUGCUGAUAAAGCAGUGGAGCACAGUGAGAAGAUCUUCACUGAGCUGAUCCGUCUCAUGGAGAAAAGACGCUCUGAUGUGAAGCAGCAGCUCAGAUGGCAGCAGGAAACUGAAGUGAGUCGAGUCAAAGAGCUUCAGGAGAAGCUGGAGCAGGAGAUCACUGAGCUGAAGAGGAAAGACGCUGAGCUGAAGCAGCUCUCACACACAGAGGAUCACAACCAGUUUCUACACAACUACCCCUCACUGUCAGCACUCAGUGAAGCCACACACUCAUCCAGCAUCAACAUCCGUCCUCGCCGCUACUUUGAGGACGUGACAGCAGCUGUGUCAGGAGUCAGAGAUAAACUACAGGACGCUCUGAGGGACACAUGGACAAACGUCUCACUGACAGGGACUGAAGUGGAUGUUUCACUGUCAGAACCAGAGCCCAAGACCAGAGCUGAGUUCUUCAGAUACUCACGUCACAUCACACUGGAUCCAAACACAGCGUACACACAGCUGAUAUUAUCUGAGGGGAACAGGAAAGCAACACGAACAAGUCAACGACAGUCUUAUUCUGAUCACCUGGACAGAUUCACCAUCUGGCCUCAGGUCCUGAGCAGAGAGAGUCUGACUGGACGGUGUUACUGGGAGGUGGAGUGGAGAGGGACAGGAGUUUUUGUAGCAGUCACAUACACAAAUAUCAGCAGAACAGGGAGCCCCAACGAAUCUUUAUUUGGACUCAAUGACAAAUCCUGGGCGUUAUAUUGUGUCAAUAACAGUUAUAACUUUUGGUACAACAAUGUCCAAACUCCCGUCUCAGGUCCUCGGUCCUCCAGAGUAGGAGUGUACCUGGAUCACAGUGCAGGUAUUCUGUCCUUCUACAGCGUCUCUGACACCAUGAGUCUCCUCCACAGAGUCCAGACCACGUUCACUCAGCCUCUCUAUGCUGGACUUUAUCUUUACUGUCACGGAGCCACUGCUGAGCUGUGUCAGCUCAAAUCCACAGACGUCAUUUAAAGGAAACUGGGUUAU